AUGCGCCGUCGCAAGAAACCCGGGAUAUCGGAGUGGGUCAAUAAAAUCAGAGAAGGGUUCUAUGCAAAAUACAGUGAUCAAAUCGAAGCUGAGUUUCGGAGACGUGAUCCUCAAUUUUCGAAGAUUGAAUCACUGAUUCGACAAGCAAACCGGGCUAUUCGUGCAGAGAAUAAAAAGCACAAUGUAGGCAUGGAGCUUGGAACUAUACCUGAAGGCCACUAUGACUUGACAUGGAGACAAUGGCAAAAGCUUAGAGAGCCGGGGAGAAUCAAUGGUUCAAUGAGACAGGAAUGGAUAUUGUUUGACAGGGUACAGAACCUUUUUCACCAGUUCAACAAGCAGAAUCAACUUCCUCUGGAAUGGAACUUUUCCCGUGAAUACGCAGAGGAGCAAUUUGGUCCCCGACCAGCAGAUAUGGAAGAACAGCUUGACUCUGAUGCAGAUUCGGCAUUUUCAUACUCCGAUCCUGAGUCCGAAUCAGAGGCUGAAACUGAGGAUGGUCUUAAUGGACUAGAGCUUUUGGAAAUCAGAACGCGAAAAGAGUACAGCACCUUGUCACAUGGCAAAGUGCUAUACUGGUGGCCAGUGGGGACCGGCAGUCAGAUUUUUGUUCGGUAUGGAAGUAGGCAGUGCCCCAUCUAUCGGAUUCGCGCGGGCUCUUCACAGCCAUGGGAUAAACGAACCACGGAACAGGUCUCGUGGACGACUCCUGGAACCGCGACUGAAGAAUACGAGGAUAUCACAGGCUUCAAGAAAUUGGUCUAUAUGAAGUCCCGUAGGGACGUUCAAGAUGUUCUCGGCGUGGGUUGGAAAGUCCCCGAAGAUGAUGACCACAAACGGCGUGCUGCUGUGCUAGAGCUUCGGCCAAAGAAGGAGACAUACCCCCACACCAGGAUCCUAAUAAAGUGGGCGAAUGGUCAAGUAUCGUUGGAAAGACGGGGAUUCAUAAGACGGAUUACUGCUGGUAGUAGCCUGUAUGGAGACUGGACUAUCUAUGCUAAGGCUCGGGAAAUGGAAAGGGCGUACUGGGGUCAUGACCCGGAAGACUACGGCAACCCCGAGGACUACAGUGACAGAGCUACUACAGACAGCGACUCGGAUUCGGCCACCUCGGUAUUCUCUUAUGACGGCCCCCGGACUCGACAAGCCAAUGUCUCCCGCUCGAGGAAGCGUCGUGGGAGAGCAAGACAGCCUAAGAUCGACUCUGAUUUCCCAAAUGAUGAUCCUGCGGGUUCCGCAAGUAAUAAACUCAGAUACAGGGAUAUUGAGAUGCAAAUUAGCCUUCUAACAAAGCAAUUAAAGAGGUUGCAGGCCGGCAGGCACCAUCGAUAG
Messenger RNA from Aspergillus welwitschiae, 1332 nucleotides. RefSeq lists its product as uncharacterized. NCBI's taxonomy places the organism in Eukaryota, Fungi, Ascomycota, Eurotiomycetes, Eurotiales, Aspergillaceae. The transcript has a single exon. Bases 1 to 1332 code for a protein of 443 amino acids. The record is from RefSeq and is a predicted model, not a curated record.